Messenger RNA from Sander lucioperca (pikeperch), 1299 nucleotides. It is a transcript of the gene sec11a, whose product is annotated as SEC11 homolog A, signal peptidase complex subunit. Gene Ontology annotation, cellular component: membrane; signal peptidase complex. NCBI's taxonomy places the organism in Eukaryota, Metazoa, Chordata, Actinopteri, Perciformes, Percidae. The transcript is spliced from 6 exons. The record is from RefSeq and is a predicted model, not a curated record. Bases 154 to 693 code for a protein of 179 amino acids. Gene Ontology annotation, molecular function: serine-type endopeptidase activity.
ACACAGCGCUCACACGCGGGCGGGACUUCCGGUUGCGCGCACCCGGAAGAUUCGGAUGCAAGUUUCAGUGCUUGACUGUGCAUCCAUAUGCCCGCUACUUUAAACGUUUUAAUGUGAUUUAGGGGCUUUUUCUACUCAGUAGUAUUUGCAACAAUGUUAUCUUUAGACUUUCUGGACGAUGUUCGUCGCAUGAAUAAGCGGCAGCUGUAUUACCAGGUGCUAAACUUUGGUAUGAUUGUUUCCUCUGCGCUGAUGAUCUGGAAGGGACUGAUGGUGGUCACUGGCAGUGAGAGUCCAAUUGUUGUUGUUCUCAGUGGGAGUAUGGAGCCAGCUUUCCACAGAGGAGACCUGCUGUUUCUGACCAACCGGGUAGAGGAUCCCAUCCGAGUCGGAGAGAUUGUUGUCUUCAGGAUAGAAGGCAGAGAGAUCCCAAUAGUACACAGAGUACUAAAGAUCCAUGAAAAGGAAAAUGGAGACAUUAAGUUCUUGACCAAAGGGGACAACAAUGCAGUGGAUGACAGAGGACUGUACAAGCAGGGCCAACACUGGCUGGAGAAAAAAGAUGUGGUGGGACGAGCUAGGGGGUUCGUGCCAUACAUUGGAAUUGUCACCAUUCUCAUGAAUGACUACCCCAAGUUCAAAUACGCUGUUCUCUUCUUGCUGGGUCUCUUUGUGCUGGUCCAUCGGGAGUGAGUUACCCAAACUUCAGGACUCAAGAAGGUUAAACUACGUCCAGGAAACCUCAGUCAUGCCUUUCAAAACAGAAUUAAGUUAGACUUUGUCCAACCCAACUGGCUUUUUUGUACCAUUUGUUUGAACAUUUUGUAGAAAUGUGGAUAGGGUGUUUACAUUUGAAAAAUCCAAGCUUUAAAAAUAUUUUUGUGGGGGAACUAGGCUAGGUUUACUUUGAAACUCGAUCUUUAUUUGUAUUUCUCAGAAUGUGAAACACCAUUCAUCAAGAUAAAAUUGAAUCUGGUUUCUUUCCUGUUAAAUCAUUGUCUUUGAAAAAGAUAUGUGAAGUAUUUUAUGACAACUGAAUAUGAAUGAUAUUAAAUAUGAAAUCUGGUUACCAUCCACUAUGGAUUAUUUUAACUCUGUCUCAUUUUGUUUUGGCCCAUGCUUUACGUAAACAGCUACUUCAGAGGAUGUCGACCCUGCAGUGGUGGAAUUAAAAACAUUUUUCUUGGGUGAUGGAGCAAUCGUGAUCAGGAAAUGUCGAAGACAUAUCACAAGUUGACUGUUUAUUGUGUCUACAUCUGCUUUUACUACUACAUAAUCAAAUAAAUUCACAUAAAACAA